This is a messenger RNA of Linum tenue, 2286 nucleotides long. The record is from the annotation of a GenBank genome assembly. NCBI's taxonomy places the organism in Eukaryota, Viridiplantae, Streptophyta, Magnoliopsida, Malpighiales, Linaceae.
GAAAAAAACCCGGGGUAAAACCCUUGGAUUUGAAAAACUCAAACCCAACCCAACUCGGUGGGUAUCCGCGAGUUCAUGGGUACCGAUGGGUUUUUGCCGUAAUGAAUAGUGAAUGGGUUUAAACCCAAACCCGGCCUAAAACGCAUCAACACGAAUUUUACCCACGUUGACCGGAUUGGGUUGGUGGGUACCUUUGGGUUCGAGUUUUGUUGCCAUCCCUAGUUCCGAAUUUGGUCCGGUUUCCUGUUUUCCGGUCGGACGGUAUCCUGGUCUAGAAUCCUUCCUAUAUAUAUAUGGGAAUUUUAGAAAAUUUAUAAAAAAUUGUCCUUAGAGAAAGCCUCUCAAUUUUCGUAGUUUCCUUCCAGUACCUCCGUUGAUCCUUGACACGAUAACACAAUCGAACCCCACCUUGGUGAUUAACGACAAAGGAUUCACCUUUUAGCUUAUUCCUCUUCUGGGCUAGGCUUAAAACUUGUCUCUUUUAGCGGUCCGGCAGCCGGCGGGUGUAAUUCAGGCGGGUGGUGUUUCAGGUGCGAGCUUGGGUGCUUCAACUCAUUUCCGGAACGCCCACCGAGUUCCCGGUCCACAGCUAUGGAGGCGUAUAAGAAUUGGGUGCGGAGGAAUAGAGAGUACGUUAACUCGUUGGAGUCUCUCGCCAAUGGAGUGACGUGGCUUCUACCUGAAAGGUUUUCUCAGUCAGAAAUUGGACCAGAAGCAGUUACUGCGGUUUUGGGUGUCAUUACUGCAAUCAAUGAGCACAUAAUUGAUACGACUCCAAGAAGUCAGACACCUUCCGCAGCUGUGGAGCCUCGCUGUUUUCCUUAUCCAUUAUGUUUAUCCAUGAUAAAGGAAUUGGAGACAUUGGUAGAAGUUGCUGCACAACAGUACUUUGGGGAUGAUAAAAAAUGGAACUUCAUUGCUCUUACUGAAGCAACAAAGGUGAUAGUUAGGUUCGCAUGGUAUAGGCAAAGUGGAUAUAGAAUGCUUUUACAAGGGGGAGAGACACCAAAUAUUGAAAAUUCGCCAAGUCCAUCAAAGCCUGGGAAUCAUCACGAGCCUGACCAUUUUCUGAAUAUGAAUGGAAGAACCCAAUGGAAUACAGAAGGCAAGGCCUUGUCUGCAUUGAGCAGAUUUCAAGAAAAUGCCAGGAUGGUAGCUGACCCAGAGUGGUUACGUUGGGUUCAGCAUCAACAUCCUAUCAUGGAGCCUCCAGCUCCAGUGGUUCAGCGGACAACGCUCUCAAAGUUAUUGAAUGAAAGAGGUGUUUCUGGGGUAUUAUUUGUUCUAGGGGAGGCACUAUUUAUUACAAGACCUCUUAUAUAUGUAUUGUUAAUCAGGAAAUAUGGUGUUCGUUCAUGGGUUCCUUGGUUUCUUUCUCUCGCUGUUGACUUUGUUGGUGUAGGCUGUCUUACACCACUGUCAAUAUUGCGGUUUGGAGGAAGGGAGCAACAGAGUAAUUUUACUGAUGCUGAAGAGCAUGAGCUAAGGAGAAGAAAACUGUUAUGGGCACUUUACUUGAUGAGAGAUCCAUUCUUUAGCACGUAUACAAGGGGAAAACUGGAAAGCACUGAGAAGAUAAUGGAGCCUGUACCUCUUGUCGGGAUUCUGACAGCAAAACUCGUUGAGCUUCUAGUUGGAGCCCAAACUCGAUACACUUACAUGUCCGGUUCAUGAGAUCAUUGAGAUGAGCACAUUCUGGAAGAAGUUGAAUUUGUCGAAGAGGAUAAUUUGUGAGUGAAGUUUCGGAGCUUCUCUAUAUGUAUAUUCAUCAUGGAUUGUUCUGCAAACGAUAGUUUUGAAUUUCAAGACAAUAUUGUUGUGGCUGGUGAGUUAACAAGAGCGGAAGUCUUGUGACCAAACUGAAACUAUGGAUGAAUGCAGAUGCAGCACAAUAGCGACGAAAUGGUUUGAGCUGAAGGGUCUUGCUUCGCUUGGAAGGUUUGAGAGUCCCAUUUGAGUAAUUACCAAAGCCCCCCUGCCUCAUAAGUCAUAACAGAAGUCGGUGGCCAUUGGCGGGACUCGGGAGAUGAUGAGAGAAAGUAAAUUACUGUGUUUGGGAGAAUGAAAGUGAUUUUCAAAUUAUUGAUGAGCAAUCUACAUAUGGAGCUUUUUCCUGAAGUACUUUAACAUGCAGAUAGUCAAUCAAAAUAGCCCAUAUAAUAUUUGUAAAUUGAUAGUCCACUUAAGAUAGAAAAUAAAAUUAUUUUGCUUUAUCAUCAGCAAGAAGUGUGAGGAUUGUUUAUUUAAAUCUUUGACCAUCUUCAAAUACUGUUACCCUCUCACCAU